Messenger RNA from Hippopotamus amphibius kiboko, 2264 nucleotides. RefSeq names its product Wnt family member 9A (gene WNT9A). Gene Ontology annotation, molecular function: cytokine activity; frizzled binding. The transcript has 4 exons. The record is from RefSeq and is a predicted model, not a curated record. Gene Ontology annotation, cellular component: extracellular region. Lineage: Eukaryota; Metazoa; Chordata; Mammalia; Artiodactyla; Hippopotamidae. The coding region runs from base 25 to 1122 and encodes 365 amino acids. Gene Ontology annotation, biological process: multicellular organism development; neuron differentiation; cell fate commitment.
GGUCAGCCGCCGCGGCGCGGCAAGAUGCUGGAUGGGCCCCUGCUGGCGCGCUGGCUGGCCGCGGCCUUCGCGCUGACGCUGCUGCUCGCCGCGCUGCGCCCCUCGGCCGCCUACUUCGGGCUGACGGGCAGUGAGCCCCUGACCAUCCUCCCGCUGACCCUGGAGCCGGAAGCAGCUGCCCAGGCACACUACAAGGCCUGCGACCGGCUGAAGCUGGAGCGCAAGCAGCGGCGUAUGUGCCGCCGGGACCCCGGUGUGGCCGAGACGCUGGUGGAGGCGGUCAGCAUGAGUGCCCUCGAGUGCCAGUACCAGUUCCGGUUUGAGCGCUGGAACUGCACCUUGGAGGGCCGCUACCGGGCCAGCCUGCUCAAGCGAGGCUUCAAGGAGACAGCCUUCCUGUACGCCAUCUCCUCUGCUGGCCUGACGCACGCGCUGGCCAAGGCGUGCAGUGCAGGCCGUAUGGAGCGCUGCACUUGCGAUGAGGCCCCCGACCUGGAGAACCGAGAGGCCUGGCAGUGGGGUGGCUGCGGGGACAAUCUCAAGUACAGCAGCAAGUUCGUCAAGGAGUUCCUGGGUCGGCGGUCUAGCAAGGAUCUGCGAGCCCGUGUGGACUUCCACAACAACCUCGUGGGUGUGAAGGUGAUCAAGGCCGGGGUGGAGACCACAUGCAAAUGCCACGGCGUGUCAGGCUCAUGCACCGUGAGGACAUGCUGGCGGCAGCUGGCUCCUUUCCACGAGGUGGGCAAACGCCUGAAGCACAAGUACGAGACGGCCCUCAAGGUGGGCAGCACCACCAACGAGGCCACCGGCGAGGCCGGCGCCAUCGCACCUCCGCGGGGCCGGGCCACGGGGACCGGUGGUGGUGACCCGCUGCCCCGCACCCCGGAGCUGGUGCACCUGGAUGACUCUCCCAGCUUCUGCCUGGCCGGCCGCUUCUCCCCAGGCACCGCCGGCCGCAGGUGCCACCGCGAGAAGAACUGCGAGAGCAUCUGCUGUGGGCGCGGUCACAACACUCAGAGUCGGGUGGUAACCCGGCCUUGCCAGUGCCAGGUGCGCUGGUGCUGCUACGUGGAGUGCAGGCAGUGCACCCAGAGGGAGGAGGUCUACACCUGCAAGGGCUGAGCCCCUGGGCCUGGCCGGGCUGCGGCAGGGGUGCAGGUGGGGUGUGCCAGGUGAGGGGUCUAGACCUGCAGGGGCUGAGCCCCUGGGCCUGGCUGGGCUGCUGCAGGGGUGCAGGUGGGGUGUGCCAGGUGAGGGGUCUAGACCUGCAGGGGCUGAGCCCCCGGGCCUGGUCAGGCUGCAGCAGAGGUUCAGGCAGCGUGUGCAGUGUGAGGGAUGUACACCUGCAGGGGCUGAGCCCCCGGGCCUGGCCGGGCUGCGGCAGGGGUGCAGGUGGGGUGUGCAGGGUGAGGGGUGUACACCUGCAGGGGCUGAGCCCCCGGGCCUGGCUGGGCUGCUGCAGGGGUGCAGGUGGGGUGUGCCAGGUGAGGGGUCUAGACCUGCAGGGGCUGAGCCCCUGCCCUGGGCGACCCCAACAUGCUUGGUUCCAAGGCGGGGGCAGAGGCCUGGGGGUUGGCUGCAUGGGCCACCUCCUCCCCUUUGUCUCCCCAUCUCAAAGGCCCAGUCUGACCUCUGCAUCCCCUCUGCUUGUGCCUCCCCAUGACCUGAGAGCUUUGCACGGAUGCUUUCCAAACUGUGUCCCCCUAAGUCACCAGGUGCCCCUCCUGUGCUGGGUGCCCUCUGAGGAGCAGCGGGCACACCUUCAUGACCACACGGCCUCUGUGUGGACUGCCUGUGGGCUGUCCUGCACCGGCACUGGCUUAGAGAGUCAAACCACUAGGAGAGAGCAGAUGCCUGGCUGCCCAGGUGUGGGGGGUAUAUAUACCCGCUCUGACAUCGAGUACUUCUCUUUGGAGUGAUAUCAGUGACUUUUAAGUUAUUUUUAUUUAACUAAUAUAUAAUUAUUAUUUUCUCCAUCCCUGCCGUCUCCCAGGCUGUGGCUCCUCCCCCUCUCAGCAAAGCCUGAUCUAGAGGGGCCCCUUUCUCCCUCCCCUCCACGCCCCCUCCUAACCUGUUUGCCUGAUCUGCUUUGUUUGUUUGAAACCACUAAAUCAAGAGAGACAUUGCUAUUGUUGUUUUUAAAGAAGUAAAGCAAGCUGUGUCUGGCCACCACCCUCAGGGUUUCUGAAAGCCAGGUCCCAUGGUCCAGGUCAACUACCCCUAGCGAGGCUGAGCUGGGCAGUGGACGGGCCCUGCUCUGCACC